UAUAUUAAACAGUGGAUUUUUAAAACACGCGCUAUUUGCACAUUCCUAAUAUAAAUACUGUCCUGACUUUCGUGUAGUCUCAGCGUUCAGUAAAUGACUGCAGCUAAGCGAGCUAAGCGAGCUAAGCAAACUUCCAAAAUUUCUUUACAAAAUAAGUGAUUUUCACAAUACGCGACAUUGAUUUUCCUUGAAUUACAUAAAGCUUUAAUUUACGAUACUGCAUACAAUAAACAUUUAACGUAUUAAAUGAUUCAGUUAAUUAUUCAUCUACAUAGGGGUUGUUGAUAUCGUCAAUCGUGCAUGACAUUUAUCUUGUAGUCGUCAUCGUCCAAAAAUAUCGAACGAUUAGUCAAGUGCUUUACUACUACAGUGUGAUUGUGGGAAUCAAGUUUUUCAAUUUCACUCGAUUGCGUACGAAACAUCACCGGAAUGGAUAAAGCAAAAUCACUAAGCGAUAAUAAGUGUGAAUUACCACCACUUCGUGGUUUGAACGAUUUUCUUUUGGAAUCGUCACGUUUUCAGCUACCUAAUUUCAAAGAUUUGGAGAAAUGGAGCAACAGAGUAGUGAACAAUCUUGUAUAUUAUCAAACCAAUUAUCUCUAUAUGUGCAUUGUUAUUAUUCUUAUUGUAGCAUCAGUAAACCCAAUGAGAAUGAUUAUUGGCUUAUCGGCAAUGAUGGCAAUAUGGGUUGAAUGUAUCUAUUUAUUUAGCGAACAAGAAUCGUUGCUAAAGAUUAAGAGAUCGUAUCCACAAGUUGGAAUUAUUCUUACUGUUAUUUGUGGAGGUUUUAUUGUGUAUACUCUAAAUUCGGUUGUGUUUUUGUUAUUUAGUAUUCUUUUAUCAUUUUGUGUAACUUUUGUACAUGCAUCAUUGAGAUUAAGAAGUUUAAAAAAUAAGGUUGUUAACAAGUUAGAAGGAAUGGGAUUAGAACGUACACCAAUGGGAGCAAUUUUAAAUUAUUUCGAAGAUGUGACUGGUAUAGCCUUUCGCAAGCAGACAACUACUAUCCAAUCGCUUCAUUAACUAUCUAUUUUGUACAAAAAUUUAUAACUACAAUUGGUAAUGAAUGUAUAUAUAAUUAUUAAUUACUAUCGAAUUUUACUGAUAAUAGAAUACUUAUUCACCGAUACUUAUUCCAAAGCAUACAACUUUGUUUAUAUAUACGUUUAUCUGUUUUGCUAACUAAAUAAAAGAUCCAUAAGGAUGGAAAAAAGUUGUUUCUUUAUCUUAAUUCUAAGAACAAUAAAUUCAUGGUACGAUUUUGGUUGGAAAAUUUUUAUUUACCAUAUCACAUUUAAAAUUUUGUAAUCUUGGAAAAUAAAAGAAAUAUGGAACAAACAAAUGAAUUUUAAAUAAUAAACAGCACAACUAAGACGCGAUCUCACCUUCAAAACACACGAGCAACUUUUUUCCGUGCGUUCUCGUUAUAGAAUCGUAUAUCUGUCUUCGUUACUAACAAAAGAAAUACAUACGAUCACAGCAUAAUCGCAUCGAUAAGAGAAAAAAACCGUAUUUAUGAAAAUUAUUUGGUAAUCAAUUCUAAAAUUGCAAGAGAAUAUAAGAGCAUUUUUUAUCGUGAUCUAUCAUCCUUUUAUCUAUAUAUGGAAUUUUGUUAUUUCUAUUUGUAUAAAAGUAAAUCGAGUUAAAUUCCUUUUUAUUAUAAAUUCCACUUCUUUGUUCAGGAUUUCUUGAAAAUUGGUAUAUAAUGUAAUAGUAAUAAUAAUAAUAAUAAUAAUAA
Molecule: messenger RNA, 1738 nt
Organism: Megachile rotundata (alfalfa leafcutting bee)
Lineage: Eukaryota; Metazoa; Arthropoda; Insecta; Hymenoptera; Megachilidae
Gene: Jwa
Product: PRA1 family protein Jwa
Cellular component (GO): membrane
Source: RefSeq, a predicted model, not a curated record